AUGGCAUCGCCAGGCGCCUGGCUCGAGACCGCCUGCAUCCUAGUUUCAACUCCCGCCCGAAAGAGUCGCAAAGCUCUGAAUCCGGCCCACGUACGCCGGGAGACGUUGAAGGCGAUUCCCGAGGGUUGUUCAGACUAUUGCGAUCAGAUAGAGAGGUUCUGA
This is a messenger RNA of Puccinia triticina, 162 nucleotides long. RefSeq lists its product as uncharacterized. Bases 1 to 162 code for a protein of 53 amino acids. The transcript has 2 exons. NCBI's taxonomy places the organism in Eukaryota, Fungi, Basidiomycota, Pucciniomycetes, Pucciniales, Pucciniaceae. The record is from RefSeq and is a predicted model, not a curated record.